Calidris pugnax (ruff) is the source of this 5783-nucleotide messenger RNA. RefSeq names its product recombination signal binding protein for immunoglobulin kappa J region (gene RBPJ). The coding region runs from base 412 to 1812 and encodes 466 amino acids. Gene Ontology annotation, cellular component: MAML1-RBP-Jkappa- ICN1 complex; nucleus. The record is from RefSeq and is a predicted model, not a curated record. Gene Ontology annotation, biological process: regulation of transcription by RNA polymerase II; Notch signaling pathway. Gene Ontology annotation, molecular function: RNA polymerase II cis-regulatory region sequence-specific DNA binding; DNA-binding transcription activator activity, RNA polymerase II-specific. NCBI's taxonomy places the organism in Eukaryota, Metazoa, Chordata, Aves, Charadriiformes, Scolopacidae. The transcript is spliced from 12 exons.
ACAGGUUAGGAAUGUAUUGAUUCUUUCCACCCUGGACGAAGAGAAACCACUGUGGAUAUGAACCAGAAGCGCUGGCUCCCUGGUCUGUUAUCUGUGACUUUUGGGGUGGCAGUGAUUAUAGGAGGCCAGGUCUCCUCCUUUCUUCAGAUCAGAGGAAGGUACAUACAAGGACUCCAACUCGUGCCAUUCCUGGCUGAAGAGCACCUUUAGGAGUCCUCUGAAGCCUGGAAAGCAGGUGAUUGGUUGCAUAGCACUUAGGCUCCUGACAAGGCAGGUGUGACAUCCAGAUAAUGGCUGCCUCGAAGAAGAUAAGAAGUUUCUCUUUGCUUCAGUCCUUUGGAAUCACAGAAGAGAUACAGAUAAAGGAAAUUUGGAGAGCGACCUCAACCGAAACGGCUCACCAGGGAAGCAAUGCGAAAUUACCUAAAGGAGCGAGGGGAUCAAACAGUGCUAAUACUCCACGCGAAAGUCGCGCAGAAAUCAUAUGGAAAUGAAAAAAGGUUCUUUUGUCCUCCUCCAUGUGUGUAUCUUAUGGGCAGUGGUUGGAAGAAAAAAAAAGAGCAAAUGGAACGGGAUGGUUGCACUGAGCAAGAGUCACAACCUUGCGCCUUCAUUGGAAUAGGAAACAGUGACCAAGAAAUGCAGCAGCUCAACUUGGAAGGAAAGAAUUAUUGCACUGCCAAAACAUUAUACAUAUCAGACUCAGACAAGAGAAAGCACUUCAUGUUAUCGGUAAAAAUGUUCUAUGGCAAUAGUGACGACAUUGGUGUGUUCCUCAGUAAACGGAUCAAAGUCAUCUCCAAACCUUCUAAAAAGAAACAGUCACUGAAAAAUGCAGAUUUAUGUAUUGCGUCAGGGACAAAAGUGGCACUAUUUAAUAGACUUCGAUCCCAAACAGUUAGCACCAGAUAUUUGCACGUAGAAGGUGGUAAUUUCCAUGCCAGUUCACAACAGUGGGGAGCAUUUUACAUUCACCUCUUGGACGAUGACGAGUCGGAAGGAGAAGAAUUCACCGUGAGAGACGGCUACAUUCAUUAUGGGCAGACUGUCAAACUUGUAUGCUCAGUUACUGGCAUGGCACUCCCAAGACUGAUAAUUCGAAAAGUAGAUAAACAAACGGCGUUAUUGGAUGCAGAUGAUCCAGUAUCGCAGCUCCAUAAAUGUGCAUUUUACCUUAAAGACACUGAGAGAAUGUAUUUGUGCCUUUCCCAGGAGAGAAUAAUCCAAUUUCAAGCCACUCCAUGCCCAAAAGAACCAAAUAAAGAAAUGAUUAAUGAUGGAGCUUCUUGGACAAUCAUUAGCACAGAUAAAGCAGAAUACACAUUUUAUGAGGGGAUGGGACCUGUCCAUGCUCCAGUGACACCUGUGCCUGUUGUAGAAAGUCUUCAAUUGAAUGGUGGCGGGGAUGUAGCAAUGUUGGAACUUACAGGACAGAACUUCACUCCAAAUUUACGUGUCUGGUUUGGGGAUGUGGAAGCUGAAACCAUGUACAGAUGCGCAGAGAGCAUGCUGUGUGUUGUUCCAGACAUUUCUGCCUUUCGAGAGGGUUGGAGGUGGGUCCGUCAGCCAGUCCAGGUUCCAGUCACUUUGGUCCGUAACGACGGCAUCAUUUACUCCACCAGCCUUACCUUCACCUACACGCCGGAGCCGGGGCCACGACCACACUGCAGCGCGGCCGGAGCCAUCCUCAGAGCCAACUCCAGCCUCAUGGCUUCCAGCGAAACGACAAACACAAACAGCGAGGGGAGUUACACAAACGUCAGCACAAACCCAACCAACGUCACAUCAUCCACGGCGACUGUGGUUUCCUAACUACUGGUGUUUGGCUGGACUUUUAACUGACUUUUAAGUGCUACGUUCAAGAGAACUGAACAAUUUUUUUGUGGUUUCAUGGGGAAAAAAAAACACCUUUCCAUUUUAGGUGAUAUUAUUUGAACCUUGUUACCUGCCAAGUGCUGAUCUGAAAUAUCGAAGCCACAAUAAAAAAAAAAAAAACCAACAACAACAAAAACAAACAUCCAAAACAUAAGAACUUUAUUGAAAAUCUAUUUUUCAGCUGUUUUUUUUUUUUUUAAUGGGCAAGAAACAAAAAAUGUGGCUGGGAUACAUGUUGAGCAAACUAGAAAACAUGAACACAACAUAGUUUUUAUGGACCAAGGAACUUGUAUAAGCUUUAGUAUAAAAGGUACAUUUUCACCAUACCUUUUUUGUAUCACAACAUAUAGUACACUUUUGUUACCAAAUAGUUUAUAUUUUUUUUUCCUCUGAGCUUUUGCUCUGAAGUAUAUUCAGGUUCCAAGCCUGACCAUGCUUGUAUAAUCUAAUUACCAUACUCUUCCAGUUUUAAAAAAAUAUAUAUAUUUUUGGUCUGUGGCUGGAACUGUUCCUUUUUUUAAACUGAAGUCUUGUGACUUUUUAUGAACUGAAAUUGUUUUUAUUUCAGCAAGUAGAACCUUGUAAAGGCCAGCAUAUUUUUUUUAAGAUUAUAUGAAGUCUGUGCAAAAGCUUUAAAAAAAUGCCUCUGCCUUGCCUGCAAUACAUGCAAUGUAUGUUAACUUUAGUGCUCUGUUUUCAGUCAUUGUUAAUAGUUAUUUCUGUUUUUCCUUUUUUUUUAAUAUGUAUUUAUAGUGAUAAUUCAUGAGGUUCUAACAUUACAUGAGUUUUUUUUUUUAAAGUGGCAUCUCAAGCAGUCAUAUUAAUGACUGUUCGUGUCACAGGCAUACGUUGGUGUUUUUGAAGAGUUGUUACUUGGUUACUCCCCCUCUUCCUUGCUCAGUCAUAUUGCAUCUGAAAACGUUUCAGGAUCUGUUCAGGUUUUUCUAAUCUUGUACAUAAUUUGUAUUAAGUGUAAGUUAAAUGUUUUAUUUCGAGAGUGGAAUGUUCCCAAUAACUUCAUUUGGCAGCAUGUCUUCUGUCUUGUUGGCAUGUAACUAAAAAAUACCAUGAGAAGUAUGUGCUACAAAUGGGAUUGGUGGGUGAUGCCCUUCAUCACUCGAGAAUCACAACCAGCAUGUUUUUCUUCAUAACUGUUCAGUAAAUUAGGCCAGGUUUUGGUGUAACACUUGUCUUGAGAACGUGCUUUCAUUGUGAAGUGAUCAUACCGUGAUAACUAGGAAGUAAAUUUUCUUACUUUAGAAAUGGGCAAAUUAGCAAAUCGUAAAAGCACUAUGAAGAUGUCAGCUCCUCCCAUCCUGAUUUCCUGUGGGUCUCUCUUUCCCCGCCAACAGCUUGUGCAACGUUCAAGUCUUCUCUCCAUCAUAAACUCAAGGCUCAUUUGCACUUUGACUUUGUUGGUCGUUGCAUUUUGUUUUUCAUUUGGACUCUGCCGUUGUCUUGUCCCUCCUUGUAGACCUGCCUGCUUGGUUUGUGUUGGGAAGUAGACCUUGGUAGUUCCUCUGUAGUCAUGGAACUGUAGGCUCCUAGGACAAGUUCUGAUAGCGUGCUCUUCUCAAAAAGCCAAAUUACAAAUCUGAUGGUGUGGUCGGCCUUUCCUACACCCUGAAGCAAGAGCCACAACUGCUGUGUAAACGUGAACCUGUGGCUUCCUGCAGUGCGUUGCUUAUAAGUUUAUCCGUUGACCGUUUUCAUAAGGUUUUGUUUGUGUUUUUGUUGUUUUUUUUUUUUAUUUCUGACUACUUAUUCCAGUUUCAACACCCAUUGUGUCUGCACCGCGUUUGUCUCCUCUGACGCUCCAUUCGACUUGUUCGCUUCAGUGCUCUGGUGUGUGUCUCUGUGUGUGUGAAAACAACGUGGUUGAAGGAAGAAAUGGGUUAUAAAAACGUAUUUGGUGAAAUCGGUGCCACCCUCCUUCCGAAAAGCGCUCGUAUCCUACUGCAGGCCUUGGUGUUUCCUUUAUUGUGUGUGACAGACCUGACCCCCCGUGCCACGGGGGCGAUGCCGGUCCCUAGCACUGGGGAAUGCUGCCUCACCUCAUCUCCGCUUCAGUGACCAAGGGCAGGAUUCAUUGUGGCCUUAUCUCUGUUUUCAACUGUUUACUGGCAAUUACUUGCGAACCUGUUUACCUUUGUGUGUGGCUGGACGAGUUCAUUCUGAUUUUUGUGGUGGUGGUGGUGGCGGGAAGCGGUUUCGUUAGAAGCACGUAUCUUGCAGUACGGCUUAAUUCAAGAGCCACAGACUUUCAUCACUAAUUAGACUGAGAAUCCAAAUAAGCGAUAUAUGUAUCAGAUUCAGAGGGUGUUCAAGAACGAACCAUGAUUAUACACACAGUAGGCAAACCAUAACAAGCCUUUCAACCUUCAAAGACUCUUUAAAAUAGCUUUUUUUCAGAACUUGACACCUGCUUUUAUACUCAUUAUUUUAAAAUUUUUACAUAUAAAUGCAAUACUUUUUUAUAUUCAGUUUCUUUACUUGCAAUAAUUUUGCCCAGUAGAUGUAAUACUCCUUGACUUGUAAAGAACCUAAUGACUUAGCCUAAUUUCUGCUCUUCUACACACUACAGCCAAGUGGGUGAAAUAAGUAAAAAAGAGACUAUGAAGUUUUGCUUACAAGACCAUUUUAAACCCUGUUUUUUCCCCCGGGCUCGUGGCUCCAUUGUUGCCAGUAGUUAUUCCCCAGUACAGAAAAUGGUCUUCCAGCUCCUCCCUGUUGUUGAGGUGUCCGGUUGGUCAGAUAUUUUCUCUUCUUGAACUUUUUUUCCCCUGCGGGGGUGAUAUUGUUACGUUUAUUGGCCUUGUGAGCUGUUAAUCAGUUUUCAUGCUAUUAACAAUAUCUCGAGAUUUUGAUAAAACUACUUUUGCGAUGUUUCAGUCCGAAACUCUUAUAACUGUUCGAGUCUUGCUGUUAAGUCUGCUGUUAAUUCUAUAUACAUAGAAAUUGAGUCUGUGUUCAGAAUGUCGUUAUAGUUCCAACUGUAGGAAGAAAAAGCAAACGAAGUGCUCAAAUUUAGCUAUGCCUUGUCUUGUUUUCUUUUGUUUGGAACUGCAUUUCAGAAUUCAACACUAGCCUAGUCUUUUAAUAAUCCGCUGCUGCUGGUUUUUUUUUUUUCCUAAUUAUUUGCCCUAAGGGCAUCCCACAACCGUGUUAAUAAUGGGUUUCUGUCCUUCUUGCCGUUGCCCAGGCUGAUGAGUUCAGAAUGGUUACCCAAAAAGCCCCGAACUCAAGGCAUAAAUGCUGAGUGAAACUAAUCAUCUGUUGGACGUAAGGUACCCACUUGUAGAUGAAAUGACUCCAUGGAGGUUGCCCAUCUUGAAACUAAGAUGCUCUUCGAUUAUUAACCAGAUUAUUUACUUUCUCUCAAAAGCAGCUGUGUUUAUGAGUACUGAACAAAUGUGUAUACUUUCCUGUGCCAGACUUUUGACUUUGUUUUCAAGCACUGUACUGUGGGAUUGAGUGGCAGCUUUGUUAGAAAAAAAAAAAAAAGAAAAAAAAGAAAAAUUAUAUUAGGGUUUCUACUUAACCCUUUUAGGACUGAACAAUUCCUUCCCUUUCGAAGCUGUAAAAUAAAUGAGCAGUUCUAACUCUGUAAACAUUCUGUCUGUAUUCAGCACUGCAUUUGCCCCAUCUGGAGGUGCUACGCUAAUGUCAUUUUUUUAAAAAAAAAAAAAAAAGAAAAAGAAAUCCUGUAGCAUGUGUAUACAUUCAGUCUUAAAAGGGUUAUUUUUACAAACUGUGCACCUGUAAAGUUUCUUAGCAAUAAGGUAGAAAAAUGAGCAAGUUUUUACCAUAAUUUUGUAGAAUUAAUUGCUCAGUUCCAUAUUUCAUCAAGAAAAACCCUGCAAUAUGGGCAGUUUUGAGGAUUAAAUAAAAGUGAAAUGUAAACCACA